Messenger RNA from Colletotrichum destructivum, 588 nucleotides. RefSeq lists its product as uncharacterized. Lineage: Eukaryota; Fungi; Ascomycota; Sordariomycetes; Glomerellales; Glomerellaceae. The transcript is spliced from 4 exons. The coding region runs from base 134 to 490 and encodes 118 amino acids. The record is from RefSeq and is a predicted model, not a curated record.
CCAGGCAGUAACGCGUCUAAUCAGACCUCGCUUUCCAUUGCAGAUCAGCUCCAUCUCUCUCAAGAAGCCAUCCACCGUCUCCGCCCCUUCUCUCAGGCCCCCCUAGUCUCGUUUUCGCAAAGUACCAGUCAAGAUGAAGUUCAGCACCACCGCCCUCAUCGCCGGCCUUGCCCUCAGCGGCGCCGAGGCCAAACUCCACAACGCUGGCGCCUGCGUGCGCAACCGCCAGACCAUGCCCAUCGGCGGCACUGGCUGGAGUGUCAGCUACAGCUGGUCCAAGAAGUACGAGAUUAUGCCCGAUGCGACCAGGUGCGCCUGCGACUACUACAGGAGGCGCAACACCGGCAACAAGCAAUGGGACCAGUGCCCCGACUGCAAGAUGGAGGGAGACGUUUGCGUGUCUGCAGGCUGGCACAUUGGUGGUGACGAACUCAACCACUACUGCACCAAGUACUGCGGUGCCCCCCAGUCUGAGGGCAGCAACUCCUAGAGCACACUGAUGCGGAAGGCGUUUGUAUGCACAUGAAUCGUGGGGGAAUUAGUUGUUAAUAGCCAGUAUUCUGUACAUAAAUGAAAACCAUUGAAUUC